AGAUAAGGAGUUGCGGUGUUCCGCUCAACUCUCUUCACACUCAGCGACACUGCAACCAGAGCAGACCUAACCUCUCCACAGACCAGCCAUCCAUCCGUCCACCCUGAACAGGACAUGAGCCUUCACAACACACUCUGCUGCCACGAAUGACCCUGCUCCCAUCCCUAUCCAGAGAGAGCACGGCUUGGCAGCAACAACUGGAAGUCUGCCAGGAACCCCAUUUCAACAUGAUGGACAUAGUCAACGGGAAGAAGGAGGACGACAGGAUGAUGGAGCAGGAGAGCAACGAGGAGGAGUCGGAGGCGGAGUCAGAGGAGGAGAAGGAGGAGGCGAAGGAGGAGAGCCCUGGGAAUGAGGGCUCGGCGGGCAGGAAGAGGAGGAGACCCAGGAUGGUGGGAGCCCAGCGUGUGAAGGUACGGCGCAUGAAGGCCAACGCGCGCGAGCGCAGCCGCAUGCACGGGCUGAACGAGGCCCUGGAGGAGCUGCGGAAGGUGGUGCCCUGCUUCUCCGGCGCCCAGAAGCUGUCCAAGAUCGAGACGCUGCGCCUGGCCAGGAACUACAUCUGGGCGCUGUCGGAGCUGCUGCAGGAGGGGCAGGGCUACCAUGGCUACCAGGGCCACCAAGUCCCAGACCUGCUGCCCUUCAUGCAGGCUCUCUGCCAGGGCCUCUCCCAGCCCACCUCCAACCUGCUGGCCAGCAGCCUGCAGCUCAACCCCCUCACCUCUCUCCCAGAGCAGGCUCCAGAGCCCCACUCCACCCUGGCACCACCCCCACAGCCGUACCCCUACCCCAGCCCUCCGUACAGCAGCAUGGACCUCCACCAUACCAACACCAACCUCUACCAUGCCAAGGUCAACCCCUACCACAACCUCGGCAGCACCCUGGAGACGUACUUGGACGUCGGGGAGUUCUCGUCUGGCCCCGCCCCCUCGGGCUAUGACCCGCCCCUGAGCCCGCCCCUCAGCUUCAGUGGAAGCUUCAGCUACAAGAUGGAGGCGGAGUUAGACCAGAGCCCUGCCUUCUCGGCCCCGCACACUCCCGACCUGGGGCCGCAAGCCUCUCGCCGCGACGUCGUAGACAGCCCCCCACAACGCUAUGACGUCGUCGAGAGCCCCUCUCUGCAGUAUGACGUCAUGAACAACGCAGGGCUGGCGUCGCAGCGUCUGCUCAGGGCUCAGCUCGCCUCGCUCCUCCAGGAGUCCUGAACACACACAAGGACCAACGGGAGCGUCGAUGGACGGCUAGACGACAAGAAGGAUGAACAGAUGGCUGGAUGUGGGUCAGAUGGCUGAGCGGUUAGGGAGUCGGGCUAUUAAUCAGAAGGUUGUUGGUUCGAUUCCCGGCUGUGCCGAAUGACAUUGUGUCCUUGGGCAAGGCACUUCACCCUACUUGCCUCGGGGAGAAUGUCCCUGUACUUACUGUAAGUCGCUCUGGAUAAGAGCGUCUGCUAAAUGUAAAUGGAUGUAUAUUUUCACUAAGCUCUUCAUGAGGACUUUUGUACGACUCGUGAAUUUUUGUGGAGGAUUUCUAAUUGGGAUGGCUGGAUCGAUGAAUGGACGAAUUGAUGAAUGAAUUGAUGGAUGGAGUGAUGGAUAGAUGAAGAGACAGUUCUGGACUCGAAUAAGCAGGAAUGUAGCAUUCAAGAAUUGUUUGGCCUUAGAAGUACUGCUAAUAAAGCCAUUUGGAUCAUGGA
Molecule: messenger RNA, 1693 nt
Organism: Osmerus eperlanus (European smelt)
Lineage: Eukaryota; Metazoa; Chordata; Actinopteri; Osmeriformes; Osmeridae
Product: neurogenic differentiation factor 1-like
Exons: 2
Coding region: 147-1205 (352 amino acids)
Biological process (GO): positive regulation of transcription by RNA polymerase II; sensory organ development; axon development
Cellular component (GO): nucleus
Molecular function (GO): protein dimerization activity; E-box binding; DNA-binding transcription factor activity, RNA polymerase II-specific
Source: RefSeq, a predicted model, not a curated record